Molecule: messenger RNA, 7378 nt
Organism: Patiria miniata (bat star)
Lineage: Eukaryota; Metazoa; Echinodermata; Asteroidea; Valvatida; Asterinidae
Product: DNA-binding protein RFX7-like
Exons: 7
Coding region: 320-4645 (1441 amino acids)
Biological process (GO): regulation of transcription by RNA polymerase II
Molecular function (GO): RNA polymerase II cis-regulatory region sequence-specific DNA binding; DNA-binding transcription factor activity, RNA polymerase II-specific
Source: RefSeq, a predicted model, not a curated record
CUAUGCACAUGUGCAUUGUGUAUUAUGCUGAUUUUGUGUAUUUUCUGUCAUGCGAUCGUAUUAACAUUGGCAAUGCUGGAAAAUGAGUGCUAUCACGAUGAAUUAGGGAACAUUUUGGUGUUAGUUGGGGGCCGAAAGCCCUUCGACUGACCCACCGAUCACCACUGGUGACAAUCCAGUGGUCACCUAUAUUCCUGGGGCUGCAUUUUGUACUGAUGUGGAAACUUUAGGUAAACAGUUUGACGUGAUAGAAGUUCAUUUCAAAGCCAAGUCUGUCCCCGGCCCCGAACAACUAAACACUAACUUCUUUGGCAACAUUAUGGCGGAUCCUGAAAAUGAAAGUAGGCCCAGCAAAGGCAAAUCAGCUACUAGAAGUGACGGAUUAUCACCCACUGAUCUGAUGACUGAGCAACUGGAAGCCUCAAUAAGCCCCAUUGUGAAGCGAAGGAUAGACGCGAUGGUAGCCGAAGUCAAUAAGUUCAAUGACCUUGAGAAGCUGCUGUUGUACCUGAAGCUGCCGACGGGCGUCAGCGGGUUCGAUUCCAACCGGCUGAAAAGCUCAUCCCCCUCGCUAGCGGUCACCCGCAUCGAGCAGACGCAGGCUUUCAACUGGAUCCGGAGUCAUCUGGAGGAGUGCAGCGAUACGUCGCUUCCUAAACAUGAAGUAUAUGAGGACUAUCGCUUGCACUGUGAUUCGGCCACUCGUCGGGUCUUGAGCCCCGCAGACUUUGGCAAGAUCAUGAAGAGUGUCUUUCCCCAGGUCAAACAGCGACGUCUUGGCACACGCGGAAAUGCCAAGUAUUGCUACAGCGGCCUACGCAAAAAAAGUGAGAUCCAGCCACCAUUACUGCCAAGUAUGGAAUCCCCACGCAAAAUUGGACCAAAUGACAUACCUCACAGCUCUUCCUCUUGCAAGUGCAGCCAAGAACAACAGCAGGCCGACCUGGCCAACACCAUUGUCAUCUGUGAAUGGGCCGAGAAGAUCUUUGCCACCCACUUCCAAACCACAGAUGAGAUUGCCCACCACCUUGCCAGCAAUAAGUUAGUCUCUAGUUCCAUGGCUUCCUUCACAGUACUCUCCAGUGGCAAGGAUUCCUUGUCGUCAUCGUCGAGGUCGCUGCGGCCGGAUUUUGCAGUGGCGAAACUGCCUAUUACACCGGAAGAGCGGCGGAAGGAGACACAGCAUCAACUGCAGAAGAAGAUACAGCAGCGGCAGCUUCACAAGAUGAAGGAAGAACAGUUGCGACAGGCCAACGAGCGACUUCCGGCACUGAAGCCUGGAGACCCCAUCAAGGGUGCCAAACAGCGAGACGACCGAAAAGUACUGAACAGGAGCCACAGUAUGCCUGAUGAGAUGCAAAUGAAUGCAAGAACUGAUUCACACAGGGGAGAGAAUAAAGAACUGGACAAGGCCCCCAAUGGUAGCCAGUUUGGUAACCAGCAGGUUGAUCAUAAUGCUAGCCUAGCUCACCAAUCAGGGUUACAGACAAACAACAACAGCAAUAACAACAGUAACCAGCUACCUGUUUCAAGCUCGGUAACCACCACCGUUACAACAGUCAAGGAAAGUCCAAACAACAAACGUCGGUUCACACCCAUACAACCCAAGACUCCCGUGAGGGAUGGUGCGGUAAAAAUGCCCCUGAAUGUCAACAACUUACCCAAUGGGCCGAUGGUGUUUUUUCAGCCGAACGGAACAAUUCUGAAUUCAAAAGGGCAAAAGCUUCCCCCUGGAGUCCAGUUCAUUCAAAUAUCGGGUCUCUCUAAUGGCUCCAUGCCUCAGAUGGCUACCAUUCCCAUACAGAACAUUCCUAACCCCAAGCUGGUUGCCUCUGGGACAUCCAAGUCAACCGUUUCAUCACCAGGAACGUCUAGAGCUCAGAAUGUCAUUGCUGUGCCAGUAUCUCCUGGACAGGUCUUGAAAGGUUCUCCUGUUGCAGGGGGUGUACUUGUUGUCAAACAGUCUCCUCAAGCAGGCCUUGCCGCUAACUUUGUGAAUGGCUCUCUACAAGGUAACAAGGUGUCAGUCGGACAGAAAGACCCUACGACGACAUUGCCAUCCCAUAGCAACACUCACAUGCUGCAGUUACAGUCAGACGCAGGAGGCGCGUCACCUCAGGGAGGCUGUAGUGCCACUCAUUCAGGUAUUAUCCCCUCUUUGACUUCUACAUCACUUCUUUCAAGCAAACAGGAUGUCCUCACCUCGCCCCCUGUCCAGCCAAAUUCGACCCCAGCUUGCCCAUACACUGCAAACACCUCAACAGUACUCCUUCGGUCUGCACAUGUGGAGCCUCAGAAGACUUCACCACAAGCAGAUAAUCACCCAUCAUCUGCUGUGAAUCAAGUUGCAGUUAAUAAAUUAAAUGAGGUGAAUCCAGUUGCCGUAGGCAUUCCAACAGCUUCUGUUUCUCAUCACCCAUCAACAGCAGUCACCUUUUCGACCUUUCCAUUUCAGAAGCAGACAAUGACAGCUCGGGAUGGUAUGUCCAUGGCAGGGAAUCAUGAUUUGAAUGUGUUAUCCUCACAGGGUGGGCUAACGUGUGGUCUUGCUGCAAGUGACCACAAGCAGAUACCUGCCAAUUCAGCAUCUGCACUUCUGGCGAUCUUGUCCAACACUGCCAAUAAGGAGCAAGGUCUUGAGGAAAGCAGAGGAGCUAGCAAGGUAGCCAGAGCCAACCCCCAGAUUGGAGGAAGUAAUCAUAACCUCCAGCCUGCAAUCAUUUCUAUGACAGGAGCUUCAUCAAUAUCACAAUUGGCUCAACAAAAUAUGGGUGGUUUAGUUUCUACAGCAUACAAAGCUUCACAAGAUGCACAUUUGAAGUCCAACAUGAUGUCCUCUGCAAGCCUGAAAAACGUGCCAGCUGUGCCAGUUCAGUUGACCAGGGCUCAAAAAGACCUACCACCAGCUUCUAACAGCGGUCUGAUAUCAAUAUUAACAGCACCAAGUCUUGAAACAAGUCAUGUGAGUAACCUGCACCAGGCAAACCAACAGGUCAAGGAAGGCCAUCAACAGAUUUCAUCCUCGUAUCAGAGCAUUCCUGUGUACAGCCUCCCAAUAAACACUGCUAAUCAACCUCUUGAUCUAGCGGCACAUCGGAUUCAGCUGCCCAUUGCUAUGGAGUUAGGUAACAAGAGGCUGGCUUUAUCACCUGUCCACGUCGACCAGUCUUCAUCUGCAGUCUCCCUCCAACAUCGAACAUUACUCCCACAGAUCAAUGAGGUAGGCUGUAAUGCCAUGGAAGAUGUCAACACCAGUAUCCUGAUCAAGCAGGAAAUGGAAAACCUUGGAAGUCAGCUGGUGCAGCAAGGAAUACCAGUCACGCAGCCUAUCAGCUUUGUGAAUGGUAUUGCCCAGGGUACAGCAGUGAUUGGCAUCCAACAGCCAGCAGGCAUAGAAUGCCAAGGAAGGCAGAGUACUACAUCUAGUUUAAACCCACAUUCUAACACAGCAACACCUAUACCGCUUGGGAUAGAGAGUGUUCCCCAAAGCCCCAACGACCCCAACCAGGUGUAUUUCACGUUCACACCGAUCCAGCAGAGCACAGAGCAAGUUGGUGUAAGUGUAACCAGCCCCAGCCCGGUGAAGCCAAUGCAGAAGCCCAAGCCAAAGUUUGGCACUUCACAGGUAAGCUUUGUUGCCCCCAAUCGCAAACGACGAAGUUCGGGUACAACAAGGCGACCAAACACCAACGGCACAAUAAAUUGUCUUCCUCCUGCUGUCAGCCGUCAGAUCACACCCACCCCCUCUCCCAGCGGGAGUCGUUGCUCGACGCCACUAUCACCAUCCUUGGUUUCAGCAAUCAGCCAAGCAGAUGCUGCAAGUAUGCCACCCCCAUCACCUGUGACAGUCCUAUCUGACCCUAGUCAGGCUAUGAGCAACAGGGGAUCUACAAAGCGUGACCUGUCUAGCCAAAGUCAAACACCAUGGGGGACACAGGUCAUCAGUAACAGGAAGAGGAAUCCAUCCGGGCCUGCAACCUUGAUGCAGCCGACCAAACAGCUUUCGUUAGAUGCAGCUACCUUUUUACCCGAAGAGAUAACAGAUCUUAACAUCCGUAGCUACAAUCCCAAUUUGGAGUUGAACACCUCACAGCAUUAUCAGCGAAGUCAUAGUGUUCCUCUGCCAGCCUACCAGCCAGUCGUACUCAGUCAGGACAGGUUCAUAUCCAACUUCCCCGCAUCUGUUGAGCAGCGAGGGGUAACCGUCAAUAACCGGAGUUUUGGAGCUAAGCGCAACCUUACCCAGGAGUUGCAGGAGAUCCAAGUCACAGACGAAGACUUCAAUCCCGAAGAGCAUUUCCUUGAAGGGAGUGACACAGCUUUUAAUGAUCUCCUGAAUGCUGACUUGCAGCAACCCACCCAGGGUCAAGGGUCAUGGGUCAGCAACAUGCAGCCAGAGUGCUCCACCGAAUUGGCUGUGGAUUUCCCAAUGACGUCUUGCAGCUCGGAAAGAGACACUGAGAAUGAGCUAGAUCUUGCCCAGGGAUUAGGGGAUAAUUCCAAUAGCACCACGUCGACUUUGAAUGAAGAGAUAGCUGCCAUGGAUGACAUGGGCUCCAAUCCAGUCUUUCAUGAUUUCACCCUUCCAAGCUGGCCCCAGAUGGGUAGUAGUGGCAAUCUAGCCUCACUGGAAUGCAGUAUGUAAUCCAGAACCCAGUCAGGGGACUAGACCAAGAGAGAGAUUUACCAGUUCCCAAGCUCAAAAUAUUGUUGCCUUUAUGAAGCAGUUCAGUUUCUUCAGCUUGCUUCAUACCAGAGGAAUAGUUUCAUAAACUUUUGAAGAUUUGAAAAUCAACUGUUACUGGAAAGGGAGUGUGUUUAGCCUCCUGUCUGCAGUCGGAUGUAAAAUCUUUUCGUUAUUUUUUGUUCGUGCAUAAUGGAGCCGGCCAACUGAUUUCCAACUCAUCUGUUCAUCUACACAUAAAUCAUCACAGGAACAUUGCUUUCAGUGGUGAGUUGGUGAACACUGUGAGCUUGUGUGGAGUUUGUUUUGGGGUUUACUUUGGCCAGCUUUGUUUUGGCAAGACGUGACCAUAAUUCAGAGAUAAGCAUUGGUCACAAAAUGAGUUUUAAGAAUGUGUACAUUGAGUAUUCAGAUUUUUGACGUACAUUUUGUGUAGAUAACGUUUUUCCGUUUUUUGUUAACCUACGCACAGAGUGUAGUGUAUGUGCAACCUUUCUAUGCCGUUAUUUGUCAGUUGUAGAACUGACUUUGUUCAAUUUGUAUUGAGUCAAUGUGAAUAGAUUUGAACAUAUUUUGUGAAGAUUUUUGAGUAAAUACUAAAAAUGUAAAUACUAGAAAAACAAGCUACUUUUUGGCAUUUUAAAAAGUGUAGUUUCAUGUAGCUUUUACCGUUGUGUGAAUAAAUUAAAUGCAUUUUUGAAAUGUUUUUUCUGGCACAGUUUGUUACAGAUUUUUUAGAAUUCUCUGUAUUUUAGAUAUGAAGUGGAAUUGGAUGCCAGUUUCAUGUGUGUUUUGUGAUACUUGGAAAAAUGGUUUUGUUUUGUUUUUAAUCUUCUGAAAGUGUAAGAACUUUCCGGUAACUUUGCGUGUCUUGAAAUUUACAGAUAGUGCAUUCGUGUUUGUUCAAACAAAUUAAAUGAAUUGAUCCCUGGUUUAAUAGGUUUUCCAUAUUGGUAUGAUGUUGUCUUAGUUACGUGUUAAUGAAAAAAACAAAUGUCAAAACUGACAAUGAAAUGUGACAAAUGAAAUAAACGUUUGAACAAUCAUUAUGUACAUGAAUAUUUAAAAUAAAAACAAAUUAUAAUUAUAUAUUUUCAUAAAUAUGGGAUUGAUUGUUCAUUAGAUUGGGAGGUGUUGUAAUGUGUACGUGUACAUCAACAACAUGUACAGGUAGAAAAUGCCUUUGACUUUUUAGGAAACUCGUUUAGAUACAUGUACAAAAUUGCACAGUUAUGUCAUUUUUAUACCAUUUUCUUCAUUUGCUUGUACAGUUGAAUUUAAUUGGGUGCAGGCACAGUUUUACAUGAAAUGUUUUGGAGCUUUUUUGGAGGGGGAGAGAGAAGUUGCGAGGCUAAUAUAUUCGAAGCAUUUUCAGAAAUGAGCAAAAUAUUUCAAUCAGACUAGAGAUGUGUGGAUAAUCCAUCGGUGAAGAAUUCUGUGGUAGCACAACUUACAUGUAUGUAUCUCUUUUGUGAGUUGUGUGGAAUUAUUAUCUGACAGCCAGUAAUUGGAAAUUUGUAGAGUAACAAUUUAAUAACUAAACACUGGCCGAUUAUUUUUCGGUUGAUUUUUUUCGUUCAAAAGUAAAGAACUUUUGCAUUACUAGAAAUAUAGCAAUUUCGAAAACAAAUUCUAUUUUUCGGGAUGAAACUCCAAAUUAGCACAGGGAAUGCAAAUGUCAACUUGGACAUUCCAACGGUGUACCCCCAGUACCUGCUCUGGUUGUUUCACAGUGUUCUCCUGAAGAGCAGUGUUCGAAAUAUCCAGUUAAACCAAUUCUUCUCAUAAUCACACACAACUCACAAACAAGAUUUACAUGAUGCCACUACAAAUCCUUCAAUCAUUUAUCCAGAUUUUUCAGAAAAUAAUUCUCAACAAAACAAGCGCUUUAGGACUGCAUUCCGUUGGGUAACACUACAGGAAUGCUGUACAAUGUGAACAAAAAUCCCUUCACAAAACUCCAGCAACUGCCCCUAUGUAGAACUGUGCCUAGUUGUUCAGCUUUCAUGUUUUGCAGAUGGUCGGCCCUCUUGCGGUGUCACACUUGCAUGCAUCAUAGAAUGUGGAAAUGCCUUGAUUGUAAAGAUGUUGGGUUUACCAGGAGGGGUAUUGAGUGUCAAAGGUCAUAUGUGGCUAAAGUUUUUGGGUGAUGAGGCUUUAUCGUUUUGGAACAAGCUAGGCAGAAAAAAACAGCAUGUAUGCACAACAACAAUUUUUUUAAUUUUUGGGGCAACUUCUUGCAAUGUUGAAUGACCCCCGACCAAAAUUACCCAUUCCUACAAAUCUUUUGCCUGUGCACACCUGCUGUUUUUAAAUUUGUUAACUUAGCAUUCGUUCCCGUUGAGAAGCUGAAGAUUAUUUUGACGUUGCGCCGUCUGUGCUUGCGAUGGUCUUUUGAUAUGGUGCAUUCUACUUGUGGAUUCGGUCUUUAGGGUGGUGGCCUUUUUAUUCAAGCAGUGCAGAAUACCUGAUGCUCAGUGGAAAGUACAUGAAUGUGCCAUGCUCUCUGUCCAUGUUACAGCCUCAAUCUGAUGGAGCACCUAAAUGAUGAGAUGACGAUCUCCUACACCACUCAAAAUCCAAAGAAGAAUCGUCAUAACCCAACCUGUAGAAAUUUCAGCUCGGUGGAUACACUUUUGGAGAAAACAGUGAAAAACCAUGCACAACCUUUUGAUCUCGAAACACGAUUUCAUC